Molecule: messenger RNA, 3759 nt
Organism: Pichia membranifaciens NRRL Y-2026
Lineage: Eukaryota; Fungi; Ascomycota; Pichiomycetes; Pichiales; Pichiaceae
Exons: 1
Coding region: 1-3759 (1252 amino acids)
Biological process (GO): early endosome to late endosome transport
Cellular component (GO): transport vesicle; early endosome; late endosome
Molecular function (GO): SNARE binding; guanyl-nucleotide exchange factor activity
Source: RefSeq, a predicted model, not a curated record
AUGGCGGAGGCUGAGAAGCCAAAUCAAAGUGCUAGCCAGGAUCGAAAUGGUGGCAGUAGUGUUUUUAGGACAAGCAAAUCGUCUGCAUCAUUAUCCAAUCCGUUUAUUAAUCACCUUUUCAACAAUCCUAAUUUUAAAGGAUCGGGUCCUCUCAAAGAGGUGAUGACGAAGCUCUGCCAGAAUCCAGCCGACUUUGCAAUUUUGAUACCAUCAACAAUGUUUUUUGCUUUGCAUGUGAAUUCGGAUACCGGAAAGCGAUAUUCAGAGCUGUGCAAAGAUUUAGACUUUAUUCUCACCCAUAUAGUUAGGAUUGAUGUCACUAAGGAGCCAAGAAUACGAACGCACAAGGAGUUCACAACCCUUAACAACAAAACCAUUGUCAUUAAAGCGGACAUGAUUACCUCUCUCAAAAACUUCAAACACCCUGUAACAGUAACCAUUUUGAAGCAGGAGCUGAUGCAUGGGUUUGCAGACUAUAUACCGAUGGGAACAUGUUUUCACGUAAUUUACAUUUCAGAUUGUUUAGUUGGGAAUUUCAAGUUUAUGGGAAUUUCCACUAAUAUGCUAACCACCAUGAACAUAGCUGAACCGAUGGAAAGAAACGGGGAACUUGUCUCUGCGAAUAGCUUGGAGCCAGUUGAAGUACAGCCUUUUGAGGUAUUAAUAGCAGAGUACCCUGGGUUGAUGGAACUAUCAAAAAACUACAAGAAGCUAUUUCUCGAGUUUACAUUCAAAAAAUGCAAGACCCUUGAUGAUCUGGAAAAAUCGUUUAUUAUAUUAAUCAAACGGGGAUCUGCAAUGUUCAAUGCUCUUGACCCAGAUACAUUCAAGUCUUUACUAGAACGUUACACGGCAGAUGAACUGAGGGAAUCCCUCUACAAUUAUCUAGAAAUGAAUAUUUAUGACAGGUUCUGGGUUAAGUUCAAUAAACUUUCAGUGGAUAAUGAUGACAAACAGAUGGAUAUUGCUUACGAAAAACUUAAAUGGCUAAGCAUAACUGAAAUAGGAUUACCAGAUAAAGUGGUGGGAGAUCCCGUUGUUCUUCCGCUGUAUAUCAAGCGAAUUAUUGCAGCUAUUACCGAGUUUAAAAGGCUCAGUUUUGCCAACACAUCUUCAUUGAAAUGCUCGAUAAUAAUGAAAACAGUUGAGAUCCUAUCUGCAAAUAGCACAAUUGAUGCAGAUACAUUAAUGCUCUUACUUAUUUUUGUUAUUUGUUUAUCUAAGGUUUCGCAUUUGAACAACCAUUUGAAGUAUAUUCGAAAGUAUACGUAUUCAGAAACAAACACAGAAAAGGGCAUUUUAGGAUAUGCACUUUCUUCACUGGAGAUAGCAGUGAAAUAUUUCCAUUCUGGUAAUCAAUUACAGGAGCUUAUCUCCAAAUCGCUACACAAUGAAGUACUUUGGAGAUUGAUAGGUGCAGUUUCAAGCGAUUUUUCUGUCAACAGUAACAAGCAAGACGAUGAAAAGACAUUCCAAGAAAUUGAGGGAUUGUUGAAACCGCUAAAUAAACCUGAUUUAGAUAUUCCGUUGGAUAGCUUUGUGAAAAGCCGUUCCUUAGAGGGUGAUUCAUGUCUGAUGUUUGCAUUGAAGCAAAAUAAUAAAGAGCUGAUGAAUGUUUUACUUCAGUUUGAAUAUAUAUUCACAUUGGAUGAUAUACUUGAGGAUCAGAACAUAAAUGGGUCGAAUCUUUUGGCCACUGCACUAACUGUUGAACACCCAUUCACUUCCACACUUGCACAAAUUAUAAAGCAGGCAACUCCUGACGAGAUAGAGAAGUACGUCAACGCCCAGGACAGCAAUAACAGAACUAUUGGGCAUUUGCUGUACAAUUCGUACUCUUUACUUUAUGAUUUUGGCAUGUAUGUCGACUGGACGAAAAGGGACUGUUUUGGAAAUACCCCAUUGAUGGUUUAUGCUCGAUGUUAUGACCAUCCUAAUUAUGAUGAUAUGAUGACUAUGACUCUCUCGAUUGUGAAACAAUGGUAUCACAAGAGAGGAAGAGUGUUGAGUUAUAAAGACCAUUUGGACAACAAGGGAAAUACAUUGAUGCACACUAUCAAGGAUUCUACAACACUCGAAUUGUUUUUGAAAUCGUUUGAUGAGUUAGAGUUGAACUAUUUGAAUGAUGCAAAUCAAAGUGCUGUAUCGCUGGCUGUCAGGUACAAUCGUAUUGAUAAUGUGGAAAUUAUGAUAAAGGACCCCAGAUUUUGUUUGAGCGUUGUGGAUCCCGUGAUGUAUAUGAGCCCACUAGACUACGUGAAGCUGGAACGUUGGGAGGAGGAUAUCAAUAGAAAUAUUGCCAAAAUGUUAGAGAUUCAAUUUAUAUGGACGGAAUAUGGUGAAAAUUUAGAUAUUGCUUGUGUUAGAGCACGCUUUGAACCGGAGAAUGGUCUCUGUUGCUAUUUCAGAGUUGUUAACAACCUAGGGAAAAGUGACCUAAUAUUAGUACCGUUUUCAUCUGUUGUUAAAGCUUUCAAGUUAAUGAAGAAGGAGACUCCGUGCAUACCAUUCAACUUCAACUCGCCGGACAUUUGGUUUCCAAAGCAUUUAUACGUCAGCAUGAAGGGCAAUAUUAGCUCGUCAAAUAAGAUUAAAAUUAACGCAUUAAUAAACAAUAUCAACUUAAUGAUUCAAGCAUUGAAUAUGAAUGGAACUUUAGAACACACAGCUACACUUCAAAAUUAUUUAUUGGCCCCUCAAGAGCCUUGUAAGAUAGAAGUUCAAACACUGGUUGAAAGAAAUGCAAUCAAGGCAAUCUAUUCCAAAAAUUUCUCCCAUAGGAAAAGCAUACUGCUAGAUCAAUUGAAGUUCAAAAGAAUGAUCAUAAAAGGAGAAGAUAUAAUUGCUUAUGAUGCGUUUUUGGAAUAUAGUGUUUCAGAGCUUGAGAGGUUUUCCAAAGUAUAUUAUAGGUUUUAUCGUUCGUUUGCGCUAAGCAAUGAAGAGGCCAAAGAUUUGGACAAACUACGUACAGAUAUGCCAUGGAUAGUUGAUGAAAGUUUAAGGUUUAGAGAAUGCAGAAUCGAAGAUGCAAGUGAUAUUUUUUUGGACAAGAUAAGACUCUUAUAUGCUAGUGUAGAUGAGCUAGUUAAGGUUGCUGGUGAAAUGCGCUCGAGCAAAUUGAGAAGGUGGAGAAAGCUGGUUAGUGAUCUGAAAAGUAUACGGAGCGAACUUGAUAGGAUCGCUGGUAGUGGAGUUGAUGGAUCUUCGUCGCCAGUUUCAUUAGCCGAGCCGGCUGUUUCGGCUGGAACAGUGAAGAACAACCGCCAAAAUAUCUUGGCCAAAGUUUUCAAACAGAUCGACAUUUUGACUGGAGUGUCGGACGAUGAGACUAUUGUUGAGGAAUUCAGAAAAGACAUUAUCAAGUCGAUGUUUAGAGGCAAAAGCUAUAGCGCAGUUGAGAACACUGAUGAAAUGGAUUUCUCUACCAAGGAAGGCAUUGAUAAAACUUUGGAAGAACUCAUUGACUUGAAAGACACUGGGAUUGGAUCUUGGUUUGUUGAGAAACGUCGGGUUUCAUAUGUUGGCAGGUUGCUUGAAACCUUUCUUAAAUUCAGGAUUGAACUUGUUGAAUUAGACCUAGAUUUGAGAAAACAUUAUGAGAGCUUGGCGAUGUUGGUGAGUAAGUUCUAUCAGUUCCGGAUCUCAAUUUUCAAGAAUGCGUACGGAAACUAUGCCAAGGGUAAAAUUGGAGAGCUUAAGAGAGAAGUCAAGUCCUGGGAAUUGGGUUUAUGGGAAUAUAAAAAUAAAGCAAGAAAAUAG